ACAGAGGAAAUCGAGGCAUCUCAGUCCGGAAUUGAAGAUGGGGGUAUGGCUGGGCCAGGCGCGCCAACACCACUGUCUGCAUUAGAGGGCGUAGCUGGUCUUACAAAAAGGGACAUACAGCUGAUAGUGGAGGGCGGCUACAACACGGUUGAAUCGGUUGCCUACACGCCGCGACGACUCCUUGAACAGAUUAAAGGGAUCUCGGAGCAGAAGGCCACAAAGAUAUUAACCGAGGCUUCUAAACUCGUCCCUAUGGGGUUCACCACCGCUACUGAAAUGCAUCAGCGAAGAAGCGAAUUAAUAUCCAUUACAACCGGGUCCAAGCAGCUCGACACAUUACUAGCGGGCGGUAUUGAGACCGGCUCAGUCACCGAGAUAUUUGGAGAAUUUCGCACGGGGAAGAGUCAGAUAUGUCAUACUCUGGCAGUUACUUGCCAGUUACCUUUCGACAUGGGAGGAGGGGAAGGUAAAUGCCUUUACAUCGAUACCGAGGGGACGUUUCGACCCGUCCGUCUCCUUGCAGUUGCCAAUCGAUAUGGUCUAUCCGGCGAAGAGGUUCUAGAUAAUGUCGCCUACGCUCGUGCUUACAACUCGGAUCAUCAACUGCAGCUGCUUAACCAAGCUGCUGCUAUGAUGUGUGAGACUCGCUUCUCUUUACUUAUCGUUGACAGCGCUACUUCUCUGUAUCGAACAGAUUUUGUUGGACGUGGCGAGCUAUCCUCAAGACAAACGCAUUUGGCUAAAUUCAUGCGCAGUCUCCAACGCCUGGCAGAUGAGUUUGGUAUCGCGGUAGUUAUCACAAAUCAGGUCGUCGCUCAGGUCGAUGGUGGCCCAAGCGCCAUGUUCAAUCCUGAUCCCAAAAAGCCCAUUGGAGGAAACAUAAUAGCACAUGCCAGUACAACGAGAUUGAGUCUAAAGAAGGGUCGAGGAGAGACUAGGAUCUGUAAGAUCUAUGACAGUCCUUGCUUACCCGAGAGUGAUUGUCUCUUUGCUAUCAACGAGGAUGGAAUUGGAGACCCAAGUCCGAAGGACUUGGAGAAGGACUAG
Molecule: messenger RNA, 1047 nt
Organism: Amorphotheca resinae ATCC 22711
Lineage: Eukaryota; Fungi; Ascomycota; Leotiomycetes; Helotiales; Amorphothecaceae
Exons: 3
Biological process (GO): double-strand break repair via homologous recombination; DNA strand invasion; DNA recombinase assembly
Cellular component (GO): condensed nuclear chromosome
Molecular function (GO): single-stranded DNA binding; ATP hydrolysis activity; DNA strand exchange activity
Source: RefSeq, a predicted model, not a curated record